GUUUUAAAGGAGCAACUGAGCUGUUAAAGGAGAAACAAGUCACUCACUCACUUGAGGUAGUUCUUAAACACAGCUCUCCCACUCCCUUUUGAUUCCAGUGAGUGAACAUGGCGACUGCUUCCAGUUUUCUAUCCGAAGAACAGUUUCUGUGCUCCAUCUGUCUGGAUGUGUUCACAGAUCCGGUCACCAUACCAUGCGGACACAACUUCUGUAAGACGUGCAUCACAAAGCACUGGAACAUCAGCCGCCGGCAGCAGUGUCCGCUGUGUAAGGAGCAGUUUGAUCCCAGACCAGCUCUGCGGAUCAACACCUUCAUAUCCGAGAUGGCUUCUCACUUCAGGAAUGCAAGGAUCUUGUCAGGACAAGUAUCUCCCGGCUCAGGAGGGGUUCUGUGUGAUGUCUGCACUGAACCCAAGCAGAAAGCCUUUAAGUCCUGCCUGGAGUGUGCUACUGCCUAUUGCCAUACUCACCUGGAGUCACAUACGAGAAUUGCAGUGCUGAAGAGACAUAAAUUGAUCAAUCCAGUCAUGAAACUAGAGACCAUGAUGUGUGGGAAGCAUGAGAGGCCUCUGGAGCUGUUCUGCAAGACUGAUCGGAGGUGCGUGUGUCCAAGCUGUGCUACGUCCGACCACAAGAAGCAUCGGGUUGUUGCUCUGACCGAAGAGUGUAAAGAAAAGAAGAAAGAACUGGAGAAGACCAGAGUUUGUGUUGAGCAGAUGAUUCAGGAGAGAUUACUAAAGAUGGAGCAGUUUAAGCAGUCGGUGAAGCUCAGCAAGCAGAAUGCGGAGGAAGUGACAGAAGCUGUUGUGGAGGACUGUUCAGAUCUCAUCGAUUCUGCAAGAAAAAGUCUGGAUCAUUUCAUCGACGUGAUUGUACAGAAACAGAGAACAACAGAAGAACAGGCAGAAGGUUUCAUAAAAGAGCUGGAAGAGGAAAUCUCCAUGCUGAUGAAGAAAAGAGCUGAGCUGACACAGAUGUCGCAAAUCGAAGACCACUUCCAUCUGCUCCAAAACACCCCAACAAUGACAGUUACCGCCAAGGACUGGACCAAGGUCAGAGUCCAGUCCUCCUGCGAUGCGACGGUGAGGAUGGCUGCAGUUCAACUGGAGACGAUCAGAACAGAGAUGAAGAAGCUCUGCGCUCGCAUUGAACUUGCGAGAGUCCGGCUGUAUGGAGUGGACGUGACUCUGGAUCCAAAUACUGCAAACCCCUAUCUGGUGAUGUCCGACGAUGGGAAAACUGUACGAUGCAGUGAUGUUACACAGGUUCUCCCAGACAAGCCAGAGAGAUUGUCAGCCUUUGGAGUCUUGGGAAAGCAAAGUUUCUCCUCAGGGCGAUUUUACUACGAAGUUGAAGUUAAAGGGAAAACUAAAUGGGAAUUAGGAGUGGUCCGAGAGUCUAUCGACAGGAAGGGUGAGAAUGCCAUUUGCCCUGAAAACGGCUACUGGGCUGUAUGGUUAAGAAACGGCCAUUACAGAGCUCUUACCGGGCCCUCUAUGCCUCUGGUUUUGGUGUCUGACCCCCAGAAGGUGGGGGUUUUUGUGGAUUACGACGAGGGUCUAGUUUCCUUUUACGAUGCUGAGGCAGCACAUCUCAUUUUCUCCUUUACUAGCUGCAACUUUAGUGAGAAACUCUAUCCUUACUUCAGUCCCUGUCCGAGUGACGGUGGCAAAAACUCAGCCCCUCUGAUCAUUCCCACCAUUAGCCACACAUUAAACUGAUCGCCCAAAUGCAGUCACAUAUCGCUUUAAGAAAACAUUUUUGAUUUACUUAGGUUAUAUUUGAUGUAAAAAUUUAUUGAUCUGAGACAUUUACGUGAUAAAUGAAAAGCAAAAACAGAAGAAAUCUGUAAUAGGGAGAAGAGAGAGAAUAAACUGAACAGCUUUUGGCUGAACCUAAUUUCUAAUCAUUUUCUACAUCUUGUUCUACCCUUUGUUGGUAGUAUUACAGUCCAUUACUCCUCCUCCCUCCUCCAAACAGAGUAUGAACUGAUAUCAAAUGUUUAACUGUUAUCUGAGAGGUACAGAAAGGACAGCUCUGCUUUAACAACCUUUGUCAAUGUCCUUGGGUGGAGAACUGACAACAGGGACAGCUGGCUGAUGGAAACAAUAAUUUGAGGUAAACUAGUGAGGUCCAACCCCACUUUGAGCUGAAUACACCUGACCUAAUUCAAUAAUUCUAGAUAUUACUGGAGAUUUCUUGAGUACAUUUGAAAUGGUUUCAGAUUAUUUUUAAUCCCAAAUAAUACAAAAUGUUCCAGAGGUAUAUGAAAUGUGUAAACACAACGAUUUCUUUGUGAGACUUUAAAUAAAUGUGGAAUAUCAAUGUAUAGUGAUAGAUGAGUGAGUGAUUAUCAGCAGCUCGACUGAAAAGAUCAAGUCACUGAAGAAAGGAUCUCUGGUGCCCUCUGGUGGUGGUUUAGAUUUAUUAACAAAACCUAAUAGCAGUUGUGAAGACUAAACGAUUUAAAACCUUGUUAUGCCUUGAUAUUGGUGGCUGGCCAAUGCCAGGUAAGCUCUAAAGAAACAUGGACAUUUUAAGAAUUUCUUAUUUGAUUUUUGUUUUGUUUCAUCAGCAAAUUUGACAAAAACUGCAAGUUUUCACUUGACCAACGAUAGGACCACAUCUAAAUGAGUUUUUUUUAAUAUAUCAAAGGAUUAGGUAAUGGAAUAACAUAUUUGCCUCAACUUUAUUCACAUAAAAAAUUAAUCUGGGAAUAUCUUGGAUAGAUUUGGUAAUUCUGCAUUUUUAACAACAUUGACUGAAUCUACUAAACUAAACACACACACAACAGAAUGAAGUAUGUAAUUUGUUUUUAUUGUGUUACAUGUGACCAUAAACUUCAGAGAAGUUACAGUUUUCAUGGCGAUACAGUAAAUAUAUUCAAUUACUUGAAUAGGAAAAAGGUGUGUGAUGCGUGUGUGGGGAAGUGAGUCGCCCCGGUUCGGACAGUCCUGUGUGUCUAUUAAUGUGAAGUGAAAUAAAAACAAGCAUGUGCUUUUUGAAAAAUAAAACAAACAUUAAAUAAGACAAAAGAACAAUCACCUAAAACUAUGAGCAGAAAAACAAAUGUUCAACAUAAACCCACAUACAAAAGAGGAAUAAAUAAAACGAUAUUUCACAGACACUGCAACGAUGACGUACAGUAAAGAUGGCCGCUUCCCUCCACGUUUUGUGUGUUGAAGACAAGGGAAAGAGGGAGACGGGAAGGAAAACUGCACUCUUCCUCCUGUGGCAGGGGAUCGGCCUUUGGGAAUCUACGGGUAGCAGGUGUCUACCUGUGGAGUCAGACUUCAUAUGGCACCGUCCACACUACAACUCUACAGUAAACCCAACCACAGUCCAACUCCGAAAUCAGACUAUACCUUCUGUUGCACCCUGCCCACGCCACCUCCUUCAAGCUACCAUUUCAGCCCAUGUCUGACUUUAAAAGGCACUGGUACAUACUUAUUUCCAAACAUUCUACCAUCUCAGGCAAUGAGGACGCACGGGAAAAAACAAACACACAUACACUCGGGCCAGCCGGGUAACUUCCAGGGGUACAGCUGGCUUCUACGAAUGCUACCGGUCUCUGUUGUCCCGAAGCUUCCAUCGCUUAACAGUCUGCUGACGGCGGAGGCAAUCGGAUAUAUGUAAACGUCGACAAGGCUAACAUCAUAACAGGCGAAGACAUAAAUAAAAACACAGUAAAACAGUGCUGCUAAACUUACCAGGAUGUUCGUCAACUAGUAAAACUCAAACAGGAGAAGGAAAACGGUUUGUGCACACAGUGAGAGUGUCCGCGUGCCGCUCCGGAGGCGCCGUCGCCCACCCGGAUUAUUUACACAGUGACUCCAACCGACUUCUACUCCAACACACAACUUGGCUGCAAGUUUUUGUACAUUUGGAAUGCUCUUAACAUGGCGACGGUUAGAAAAAGGUCUACAAGUCUAUGCGCUCCGACGAGGAGCCUCAGAACAGAGUCUAUUCUAGGUUACAUAUUGAAACUUUGAGGCUCAAAUGCGCUGGAGGAAGUGACUGAUGCUCUUUAUCGGAUGUGCAGCGGAGCUGCUGCAGUCAGGCAGUGAAGUUCAAACAAAGUGUUGAGCUUUGAUUUGUCUACUUGGAACCUAUUUUUGCCACAUGCUUCUAUUUCACUAAUUCCCCACCAAUUAAGUUCACAUGUUAAACUGCUGCUGGUGCUUGCUUGGCAUUUGUUUUUAACUAAAGCUCCAGAAAAAUAAAUAAAUAAGUUGUUUUUGGCAAAGUUAUUAUUAGAGGUGCACUCAUGGACACCAGCAGUCGGAUAUUUUAUAUAAAAAAUUAUAUGGUGGAAAUAAUUGAUAUUAGAUUAUUGUCAUCAGCCUCAUCUUUAGCACAGAUCAUAUACCACUUAAAUUAGGACUUCAAUAUAUUAAUGGUACUUCCAACCAGAAGAAAAACUGUUGAUAACAUUACUUACAAACUAAAAGUGAAAGGGUUCUCAACUUCAGACUUAUAUCAACUUUUGCUUCCAAACAGGAAGGUCUCAAUCAAACCAAUGGUGUCGACUUUGCGUGCAGACACUACUUUCUGUGGUAAAUAUAGAUUUAUGAUUCAUUUUCUGUCAUCUCUAACAGCAUACAAUUAACCAAAUCGAAAUAUGGAAAAAAGUUAAAAUAGUGUCGACUUAAACCAACAAGAAGCAUCCUAACAUCAGCUUACCACGUUAAAACUGAUCAGCCUGCAUAUAAACAUUAGUUCCGUAACAUUCAGAUAAAUAUUUAGAAACAAAUAAUAAAAUCAUGAAGUUUUAAAUGAGUAACCAAUUAUAUCAGGACACCUGGUUGAAGAUAAUGAGACGAAUGAAGUGCUUUGACUCGAUUUUGUUGGAUUUUCUAUUGAGCCAGUUAAAAACCGGCUACAGCACCAAGACGUAGUUCAACACUAGAACCGGAUUGGUGGAAACAUUGUUAAUAAGAAUAAUAAUAAAUGGCACCCUUUCAAACUUAGAUGUGAGGUUUUUAUACUUAAGUUGUUAAAGAGAUGUUAAAAUAGUGAGCAUAAAAAACAAUCAUUCGUUCUCACUCUAAGCUUGAAGAAACUACCGAUACUACAAAAUUAGGCUUAAGAAGACAGAGUGCCGCUCUAAGAUUCUUUAUUACUAAUCUCAACCAGAAGGUCGGCUAGCUUAAAUUAGGACAGUAAAAGGGCAGUGGUCACUGGGGUGUUUUAAAAAGACUUCAAAUAUAUAUAUAUAUCUUUAUUUUUUUUUCUUGAUUAGAGCAUCAGUCUGUCUCAAUGCUGAGUCGAUACCAAAGUGAAUGUCCCACAUUUCCAGUGCAUUUGUGCCGUAAGACAAAAAUGGUCUCCAAAGGGUUAAAGUUCGCUACUUACAAUAUACACAUAGGAUGUGUCAAAUGUGAUCUAUUUUCUUUUUUUUUUCUCUAAACAACGACUUUGUAUGUAAAAAGCGGAGUUCUAUAGCUUCUGUUCCUUUUGUCCCUUGUGUUAUUCUCACUGUCUUAUAUUUCCAGAUGUGGAAUCGAGGGUGAAUAUAAGAGGAUCUGAUCAUACAAAAAUAAAAGUUGCACAUUAGACCACUCUGUUUUUCUUUCCCUUUUUUUUAUCACGUUGGUUUGUUUUCUGUUCUGAACAGGCUUCAGUUAAACACAAGAUGAAACAGGAAAACAAAAAAGAAGCACUAAAAUUAAAGGGAUCUCAUGUGAAUGUGUUACAAUCUGACCUGUGGUCCUUGUUUUUGUGUUAGAAGCUUCUUUGUCGUUUGAGGUGAAAUGUGAAACAUCAGAGUACCAUCACUCCGUUUAAAAAAAAAA
This is a messenger RNA of Poecilia reticulata (guppy), 5795 nucleotides long. RefSeq names its product E3 ubiquitin-protein ligase TRIM21-like. Gene Ontology annotation, molecular function: protein binding; zinc ion binding. Lineage: Eukaryota; Metazoa; Chordata; Actinopteri; Cyprinodontiformes; Poeciliidae. The record is from RefSeq and is a predicted model, not a curated record.